Messenger RNA from Esox lucius (northern pike), 1998 nucleotides. It is a transcript of the gene polr3c, whose product is annotated as polymerase (RNA) III (DNA directed) polypeptide C. Gene Ontology annotation, cellular component: RNA polymerase III complex. The coding region runs from base 11 to 1780 and encodes 589 amino acids. The record is from RefSeq and is a predicted model, not a curated record. Gene Ontology annotation, molecular function: single-stranded DNA binding. Lineage: Eukaryota; Metazoa; Chordata; Actinopteri; Esociformes; Esocidae. Gene Ontology annotation, biological process: DNA-templated transcription. The transcript is spliced from 14 exons.
AGAAGAACCGAUGCGGGGAAACCGCCGCAGCCUCCGCCAUCUUUCACAGAAUAGCACAAACAGUGACGUCGGUCCUCCUACCCACCAAAGAGUGCGGUCCGCCGGCAGCCCGUCAUGCAUCAUACAAACUCUUUGGGCAAAGAAGCCUAUCAAAAAAAUGACGGCCCAGGAAGUAAGGCUGUGUGGCUUGCUUCUACAAGAACACUUCGGGGAGGUGGUGGAGAGGAUAGGCACGCACUUGUUACGAGGAGGGGCACAAAACCUCAGGACCAUUGCCAAUGAGACCAACACACCACUGGACCUGGUAAAGAAGUCGCUGUGUGUGUUGGUGCAGCAUGGGGUGUGUGACUUUGGGUCCGGCAGGCGGGGCCCGGGGAGCCCGGUGGAGUACCGGGGCAACUGUGAGAGGGUUCUACGGAUUCUUCGGUACCCGCGUUACAUCUACACGGCUAAGACCCUGUACGGAGAUACGGGUGAACUGAUUGUGGAGGAGGUCCUCCAACGAGGCCACAUGACCAUGAGCAACACGGUCAAGACUGUAGCUGACCGACUGACUCAUAACAUGGAGGAGGGUCGUAGCAUGGAGUACAGUGAGGUGGUCUCUUCGUUCUCUAAGCUGGUGGAGACUCACUUCCUGCAGCGCUGUCCUCCAGUGGCCGAGACGGCAACCGCAGCGCCCUCUGCUACCCCUGCGACCCACCGCACUCCCGCCUCAGUAACCCCCCCAACAGCAGAGAGCAACCCAGACUGCUACAAGCUGCCACCUGUCACCCUCACAGGCCGUGGGAAGCGCAGGCGCUCCAGUGACGACGGUGAGGAGCCCGGAGGGGUGAAGAAAGCCAAGAUGGACUCGGAGUCGUGUGGCGAUGAGGGGAUCUACUGGCAGGUGAACUUUGAGCGGUUCCAUCAGCACUUCAGAGACCAGGCUAUCAUCAGUGCUGUAGCCAGCAAACUGGACCAGACCAGCAGUGAGAUUGUGAGGACCAUGUUGAGGAUGAGCGAGGUCACCACCACGCCCACAGCAGCCUACACGCAGCCGCUCUCAGCCAAUGAGAUCUUCCGCUCCCUCCCGCCCAACUAUAGCAUCAGCCGGCCAAUUCUGGACCAGUACCUCUCCCUAUUGGUGGACGACCCGAUGGAGUUUGUAGGGAAGUCGGGUGACAGUGGGGGGGGGAUGUACGUCGUCAAUCUACACAGAGCCUUGGCCAACCUGGCUAGAGCUACACUGGAGUCAGUGGUACAGGAGAGGUUUGGCUCACGUUCUGCACGGAUCUUCCGUCUGUUGCUAAGGAAGCGCCACCUAGAGCAAAAGCAGGUGGAGGACUUUGCUAUGAUCCCUGCCAAGGAGGCCAAAGACAUGCUGUAUACACUGCUGUCAGAGAACCUAGUGCAGCUCCAGGAAAUCCCCAAGACCCCUGACCACGCCCCUUCACGUACCUUCUACCUGUACACAGUCAACCAGCUCCCUACUGCCCGCCUACUGCUCCAACACUGCUACAAGACUGUUGCUAAUCUGAUCGAGAGACGCCUCUUCGAGACCAAGGAGAACAAGCGUCUGCUGGAGAAGUCACAGCGAAUCGAGGCAAUUUUGGCGUCACUGCAGGCCAGUGGGGCGGAGCCUGAACAGCUGACAGAGGUGGAGGAGAUGAUCACCGCCCCUGAGAGACAACAGCUAGAAGCCCUGCGACAUCACAUCAACAAGUUGGACUCUACAGAGAACCAGGUGGAUGAGACUAUAUUUUUACUGGAGUCUUACAUCAUCUCUACCAAGAGCAAGUGAGAAAGAUAGAGGGAGCCAGAGAAUCACGAUGGUUGGACUUACAUAUGCACCUACAUAGUAGAUUCACUUGGAGCUUUUUUUGCCUUACGUAUAGAUUAUCAUUAUAUUUAAGUUUUAUGCUAAACAAUGUCUUCUAGUGUGACUGUUUUGUAUAAUAGUUAUUGAAAACAAUGAUGGAAGACAUUAAUAAAUUUGAUAUAAUAAAAGUAAAAUGUGUA